AUGGUGCAACAGCCGCACCUGCAGCAGGCGUCCAAUGUAACGCGCGCCACGCAAAAGUUGGAUAAGGUGGCGGCGGCGCUGCCUCCCAGCGAAACACUGGAUCGUCUCUUUACUGCAAUAACGGACUUCCGAUCGAGCAUUGAGCCCGCAUUCAAGCUCAUCGAAGACCAGAAGCAAGAUAUCGACACCUUGAAGACCGCUGCCGAGCGAAGGCUGUCCGCACUCAAGAGCGUCAACGAGAACCUUGAGAAGGAGAAGAAGGAGACUGCCAAGGCCAACCGCAGACUAGCCGACACCACCAAGAAGUUGGAUGCCGCGCUCGACUGCGCCGACCGGUCGCGUAAAUGGGCCGAGGACCUUGAAGCGGAGAAGCGCGAGGCGCAGAGGAACUGCGACGAGGCACUGCGUGCUCUCGCGGCCCGAACGGAAGCGCACGACAAGCUAGCGACGGAUAACAAGCGCUACACGGGCAUGUUGGAGAAUCAGAAGAAGACGAUUGAGCGCUAUAAGCGCGAGAAAGCCGAUCUCAAGAAGGAGAUCGCAUCCCUACGCCGCGAACGCGACGAAGCACGCUCCGAAAUGGACUCCAUGACUAUCGACGAGAGUGACCCUCGCUCGGACUUCACCUUCAUCGACGACUUCUCCGAGCUCUCUGCCCCCUCACCAUCUCACGCACGCACGUCCGCCUCCACAUCCGGACGCGCACCUAUUCCCUCAUCCACCAUCACGCGCAUAGCAUCCACCUCUCAUCACACAUCAACAUCCUCUUCUACCGCCCACACUACCCUCACCCGCAUCCCCCACCGGCCCUCCUCUCCCUCCUCUCCCUCCAUGUCCAACUACAACUCGCCCUCCAACUCCAUGUCCAUCUCCCUCACCGCCGCACCCUCCUCUCCCCCACCAUACACCCCUAUCGAGGACGACUUCGACGACUGCGCGCCUUUCCGCUCCGACUGGUCCACCAGCGGUAUGAAAGCUGGCAGCCUCGCGCGGAACUUGAGCGGCGGCUUGACGCUGGGUAUCAAGCGCAAGCUUGCGCAGAGGGAGGAGGCGGAGCGACCACCGUUUGCCAAGGUGCCGACCCUGCGAGUGGACAGGAAUGGAAGACCGCUGGGUCCGAUGGCGUGUGGGCCGAAGCGGACGAGGAGGGCACCGCCCGCAUAG
Molecule: messenger RNA, 1164 nt
Organism: Schizophyllum commune H4-8
Lineage: Eukaryota; Fungi; Basidiomycota; Agaricomycetes; Agaricales; Schizophyllaceae
Exons: 3
Coding region: 1-1164 (387 amino acids)
Source: RefSeq, a predicted model, not a curated record